Patella vulgata (common limpet) is the source of this 3867-nucleotide messenger RNA. Its product is annotated as centrosomal protein of 95 kDa. The coding region runs from base 672 to 3668 and encodes 998 amino acids. The record is from RefSeq and is a predicted model, not a curated record. The transcript has 24 exons. Gene Ontology annotation, cellular component: centrosome; spindle pole. NCBI's taxonomy places the organism in Eukaryota, Metazoa, Mollusca, Gastropoda, Patellidae.
AUUAUUGAAGGCCAUUUUUUAGAAUCUGUUGAAAACCUAAAUAAACUUCAAUAAUGCAAUGAAGCCAUACAGUUGAAUCGACUCUUGGUUCAAAUCUUUAAAAAUAUUUUGUGAAUUGUUGUAUACUGACAGACUUGGAAAAGAAGAGCCUAUCUAUCUCCCUAAAACGUAUGCUACGCUAUUCAGGGAUUCUGCUCACAUGUGGUCUACUUGACAAUUCCAUUCUCUUCCUCCAUGUGUGACGAUAUCCACAAAGUCAAUGCGUAAUUCAUUUACCGUAUAUGUCGAUACUCUUUUCCCGCAGAAGCCCGGUUUCCGUCAUAUAGGUCUUCUCCGUUUGACAUACAUGUAAUACAUGAUGUAUGGAUGAAGGUAAAACACAAAUACACAUUUCGAAACUUUUUUUGUAAGAAACCAUCUCUCCGCAAUGCAGAGUGACAUCGUCUGUCGUCUGCUGAAUAUACUCGCGCGGUCAUGAAUUUUGAGCCCCUGAUCCCAAGUAUAAGUGUCAGAUCAUUUCUAACAAUUAUUUGCUCUUAGUGUUACUGUUAAAUUAAUCAUACUAAACCAGUGUUUUGAUUUGUAUUUUAAGAGCAAUUAAUUUUGAUGUCCAAAUUUUAAGACCAUGCUGAUAAAUACUUCAAACAGUAUUUGAUUACCGAGUAAAGACAAUGCCAACAAUGGUUCCUUUAGAACGACUUUCAGAAUGUGACAAAGAAUUGGUUUAUCUGGCUAAUCGCCUUCUAGAACAGUUUUGUAUACCAAUAAAAGUUGCUAGUGUUGAAGAUAUAGGAGCAUCUGUAUUUGUGACAUUAUAUGAAGGCUUGUACGGUGAACAGUUGCCAGGUAUUAUUAGAGAACCAUUUACUAGAGAAGAUGAGAUACACAAUUGUCAAACUGUCAUAGAUUCACUCUCAAAAGAUGUUCUUCAUAUAUCUCUCUCACAUAUUCGUGGACCUGAAAUUAUCAGUCACAGUAGAGAAGAUGUAUCUAAUCUUUUAGAAAUUUUUGCUGGUCUGUCAGAUUAUAUCUUGACCAGAAUAGAAAGUGAUAAUGAAGAUACAAGAUCGGUUGAAAAUGGAUUAAAUGUUUUGAAUGAUCCUGACCUUGUUACACCAGAAAUAAUUGAAGAUUUUUUAGAUCGAGAACUGUCACGUACUGCACAAAAUGGAGGAUAUUCAGUUUCACCAUCUACCAAGAAGACAGCAGAAUAUAUUAACAGUCAUAUACAGACGUCUGGUGGAAAAAGUCCAGGUUUAGAUUCAACCAGUGAACUUAUAAGGGAAGGUGAGAAAUGGGAAGAAAAACUUAGACUAAACAUGCAAAGGAUAUCAGAUAAUAAAAGUCCAGAUGAAUUUGACCACAUAGGAAAACGGAAGAUAAGUCCUGAAAAAUCAAAGACAAAUGGUCAUCAACAAACUGAUUCUACGAAAAAAAAUGAAAGUAGAAAAACAAACUUAGUUCAGCAACCAACUGGCUCUGAUAUGGAUAUACAUCAUACGUUUACUCAUCAUCUAUAUCAUUAUCAUAAACCUCAAGUAGCAGAUAUAUCAAAUGCUGUUUCUAAUACUGUUGGUGCUGUAGGAACAUCAUUAGCUACCCAAUAUUUAGAUUUAGAUCAUCAUCCAUCUAGACUUCCUACAUCAAAGGUCAAAGGUCCAUCAUCAAAAUUACCAUCUAACACAAAUAAGUUGCCUACUAAAGGUAGGCAGAUCCCGAGACGUCAUAAUGAUUCGUCCAUGUCAGCAUCUCUACCAAUGAGGUUAAACCCACAGACUCAGGUACCUGAUAAAUUACGAUCUACGAUAGAUACACCUAACGAUUAUAGACAACAGCUAGAGGAUAGACAGUUUCGACCAGUCUCUAGACAAUCCAGGGAAUCACCUGUUCAGCCUCUACCAGCUAAAGGAUUAGCUUCGUCGUAUGAUAAUUUACAGAACCUAGUACAGUCAACAGCAACAUUAGCUAGAACAGCCGUUAAAACAAGUCCUAUUAGAUCACAAGCUGAUACAUCUUAUUUCCUUACUCCCCCUAGAUCUCGACCUUUGAGAACUAAAUCUCCGGUACUGGAAGAUAGAAACUUGGCUAGUGAAAUCAACAAGACCAGAACAACCAGAAAUUUACCAGAUUCUAAUAUGAGUGCCAACAGCUCUAAUGAUUCACCAGGUAGAGUAAGAAGAAAAGUUUCGUUCCUUGGAGAUAGAUCACCAUCUACAGAUAGCAGUGGACCUUCCUUUAAUCAGCGUCAUAGCAGAAACAGAGGAGCUCCUAAUGUUAGUCUUGAUAUGAAGAGAAAAGAAGAAAGAUUAGGUACUAAACAUCAAGCUGUAAGGAAUGGUGUUAAAUAUGGUAGUUAUACAGACAUUGGUUACCUUAGCGACAGAGAAAUGGAUUCUGAUACAGCAAGUGAUCACUAUUUACAACAAAGAUUUAAUGAUAUAGUCGAUGACGUUUUAAGUACAGAUUCAGAUCAAGUUCUGAUGACUAAAAGAAGGAGAAAACCGACCAACAAUCGUCAAGUUCGAUUUGAAAAAAUCUUAACUAAAACUGGUAAAGGUUGCCUGGCUACAGCUAGACAGCAGUUAAGAGAAAAUAAAAAAGUCUUAAGAACUUCUGAUAUUUUAAAGAAAAUGUAUGCUGAAGAUUAUGAGGAUUUUGUUGAAGAAACAGAGUCUGAUUUAAAGAAAACCAAAGAUCUGGUGAAAGAAAAAGAACAGGAAUACAAGAAGAAAACAGCUAAAAAGACCAGGAAACCAUCUGUCUCAGUUAAAUCUAAUAAAGGUCCAGGAGCUGUUAAAGUACCAUUAACAAAACCAGUGAGUACUAAAGUAAGGAAAUGUAGUAGUAGCAGUUCUAGUAUAUUACCUAGAAAAACUAUGUUAACUGUACAUGAUGAAGAUGAAUUAUUACCGCUUUUAUUAGAAGAGUUUCCCCACUUACACAUGUCACAACACACAUGGCAUGAACUAUGGAGGCGUGGUCUAACACAGAUAGAAAAUAUCACUAAAGCUUAUGAAGAAACAAAACGUAGAAAAAGUAAAAGUCAAGUUCAAGUGGAAGAAGCAGUCAAACGUCAUGAAAUUGUAACAAGAUUAGAAAGGAAGCAAAUGGAUAGCAUGAAGAGAGUGCGUGAAGCCAAAGAUCAGAAGAAACAACAAUUACAGUUUAAAAAUAAAUUACACGAAAAACGUCAACAAUCUGUACGAGCACGGAAAUAUUAUAAUGAGUAUGCUGUCAGAGCCAGAUCUAAAUUAUUACGUAGAAGAACUAAAGAAGAAAUGAUAUUUAAGAAAUUAUUUAAAGAUGGUUUAGCUAUACAGAAAGAAAGAAUACAAGAUAUACGUAAAUAUUCUCGUGAACAGAGAGAUAAACAAUGUAGAUUACGACAAGAUGAACUUGAUUCUAUGGAAAACUAUUAUCAUGAUCAGUUUGAAAUGUUAGCAGCUAAAGUAACUACAGAAAGAGAGGAAUUGUUAAUACGAGAAAAGGCUCAACAAAAGGCAUUAGAUCAAAUGAAGAAAGAACUAAGAAAGAAAAUGGAGAAAGAGAUUAAAGUCUAUCAGGACCAACUAUUCCGAGAUGAUGAUGAUGCUUACUUCCGUCAACUUGAUGCUGACAGAUUACGUCAAACUUUACAUCUAGCGAAAUAUCAAACAAGUUUUAUGUAAUGGGAUGUUAUUUUUAUUUAAACUAUGCAAAUGUUUAAUUAAUAAUCGUUCAUUAAAACAUGGAUGAUAUUUUUAUGUGAUGAGAUCAUGGCAUGUAAAUGCUUUUGAUUUAAUUAUACCUGUCAAUAAGUUAUCUGUAAAAUACUUACUACAUUAAGUGGACAGUGUACCACGGUGGGAAUAUGUAUUGCUACAAAAU